This is a messenger RNA of Chara braunii, 1884 nucleotides long. Lineage: Eukaryota; Viridiplantae; Streptophyta; Charophyceae; Charales; Characeae. The record is from the annotation of a GenBank genome assembly.
CCCUUACCGCCAACCCUCAUUUUCGCAAUCUUCUCGGCCUCCUGCCUUUCCGCAUCUGCCUUCUCCUCCCACCGGCGCUGCUCAGCCGAUUUCUUCGCAGGCUCCCCUCCUUGCUUUGCCACCACCCCCAAACCAGUCUCUCAUCCCCAGUCCCACGCAGAAUCCUGGUCAGAUGAUGGUGGCACGCCAAUCGUGGUGGAAGACAAAUCAGGAGAAGCUGGAUCGUGUCUACGAAUUCAUGGCUUCAGAGCUUGAGGCCAGACAGGAGGCGAUUCGAGAGAAGGAGAGGUUGCUGAAGGAGGACAAAGAGAAGAAGAGAGCCAAGCAAGCGGAGGAAAAGGCCAUGAGAAAACUGAAGGAGCGACAAGAAUUCGAGGACAUAAUUGGUUCUAUUAUGGGGUCGAAGAUACAUGAUGCCUGUCAACUAUUUCUGAGCAAGGCCGAUCCGCCAAGGACUGCUGUUGUUCCUUCCGAGAACCAGCGACGCACCGACAGUUUGAGACUGCGGCAAAAUACUGAAGCCGAGAAGGAGCGAUUGGAGAAACAGAUCAGAGUCUUGCGGUACGAACACGAGGCUAUCAAGAAGCAUAUGGAGGAGCUGACGCGCGCGCUGAAACAAACGGGGAAUGCCAUGAAGAGAACGGGUGUUGGGGUGUGCAUCAGUAGCCCUCCAGAAGCACCGGCCAGAGGCAAAGCUCGUGUAGUGGGUGUCGGCACUCCAACGUCAGACGGUUUCCAGAAGCUGCUGAAAGCCUACAACAACGUGAAGGAGGGGAAACUCAUCGCAGAUAUUGAGGUCCAAGCGCUAAGGCAGAGAUUUGAACGUGUUGUGUCUAAGCUAGUGAGACAGGGUCGAACUCCUCGAUCUAACCUAACCAAGCGGAUGAAUAAGGCUACUGAUGACGACGAGCACGAUCUUAACGGUCAGCACGAGGGAGGGUUUGACGAUCUCACUCUCAGGCCUUCUCCUCCUAAGAGAACUUCUGGGCGGCUAGCUUCCAAGACCGCGGUACUUGAAAGGGCGGAAUUUCUCAAGGAAACGAAGAAAUACCUCAAGCGCUUGAAGAAGCAUGGACUCCAGAUCCUCUGCGGCAAAGAAGGCAUCACCUUCGUAACUUGCGAGCAAGCUAUCAAUGAGAUUGCAGAGCUACGGGCUUCGCUGGCAUUUGAUCUUCGUCCACCACCAAAGUCGGAUUGCCCUAUACCAGACUCUGAAGCAAAGGACACAAGGGAAGAAGAGCAAGAGGAUGCCGGUGUACAAGGUACGCAGCCUGUUGAAGUAGAUGACGAUGAGCCGUUAGCGAACGAAUAGGGAUCAUGCCCGAGCGUGCAACGACUGUGGAAGCUGCUGCGCAUCUGUCUACCGCUUCGUAAAUCUAGGAAUGACCUUCUUAACCCCCAUCUCAAUUAUCUGUUCCGAAUGAUUACGGUUGCUUUAAUUCUCCUUCGACAGCUGCCAUGAUGUCUCAAAUUCUCUGACUGUUUGCUACACCUUCUUCAUUCCCCCUAUGACUUCCAAAGUUCUCCUGGACCACUUGUAUACUGUUUAGUUUCCCCAUUUAUGAAGCAAUACUACAUCGGUAGCACAACCAGAUCACUAGACCGUAGAUGGGCUGAACACGUUUACCGCAUGUCUUCCUUCGAUUCUCCUAACAGUCUUCCCAGAAACCACAAGCUUUAUAGAUGGUUAAGGAGGGCGGGGAUGCACCACUACAUAGCGAUUCCUAUUGCUGUUUUUCAAGCAUCAGAUCUGUUAAAUGCGGAAAAUAGACUGAUACGGUCGGCUUCACCUUACUUAAACUCUCGUCCUGAUGGUUGUAGUUCGAGAAGGCAUAGGAAGGCCAGACCCGGUAAACGUGAGCGUAACAAAGCAGCUAGGAACAA